This is a messenger RNA of Cylicocyclus nassatus, 657 nucleotides long. The record is from the annotation of a GenBank genome assembly. Lineage: Eukaryota; Metazoa; Nematoda; Chromadorea; Rhabditida; Strongylidae.
AUGGAUGGCGGCAAGCUAUCGUCCGCUAUCUCCAUGGAAUCACUCAAUUCCGUCAGCACUGAGUCCUGCUCACAAGUGCGCACCUUAUUCGUGUCGGGUUUGCCGAUGGAUGCGAAGCCUCGCGAGCUCUAUCUGCUGUUUCGUGCCUAUCGUGGCUAUGAGAGUUCACUGCUCAAAAUGACGGCGAAGAAUGGCAAGCCGACGUCGCCGGGAGUGCGUUUCGACCCGGACUGUGCGCAGGUGCUCCGUCUAGAGCUUGCCAAAUCGAAUACGAAGUCGAUGCCCCAAUUCCUGGCUCCCUUACAACCCACCGAAGCUAUAGUCCUCGACCAGCACCCUCUGCUUUUCGACCAGCAUCAGCUGCUUUCCCUCAGUCUUCCUCGAUUUCCCGCUGCUCAGUCUUUGCCUUUUGCUGGCUUUGGGUCUAGGCGCUCAGAAUCCAGCCCUCCAGGGUUGCUCCACGCUGCCUUCGCUGGCUUCACACGACUCCGAAUGCACACGAAGAACGGUUCCUCUGUGGCCUUCAUCGAAUACUCGUCGUUGGCGUCAGCGACGAGUGCAAUGAUGGCCUUGCAGGGAUUCCAGCUUGGUUCCUCCGAACGUGGUGGUUUACGGAUUGAGUACGCUCGCAACAAGAUGGCCGACGUGAAUGGCUGA